Aspergillus mulundensis is the source of this 891-nucleotide messenger RNA. RefSeq names its product SDR family NAD(P)-dependent oxidoreductase. The transcript has a single exon. Bases 1 to 891 code for a protein of 296 amino acids. The record is from RefSeq and is a predicted model, not a curated record. NCBI's taxonomy places the organism in Eukaryota, Fungi, Ascomycota, Eurotiomycetes, Eurotiales, Aspergillaceae. Gene Ontology annotation, molecular function: oxidoreductase activity.
AUGUCCGCACAGACCAGCAACGACCACUUCAAGCUGGAGAACCUCUUCGGCGUCAAGGGCAAGGUCGCCCUCGUGACCGGCGGCGGCUCCGGAAUCGGCCUCAUGGCCACGCAGGCCCUCGCGAAGAACGGCGCCAAGGUCUACAUCACCGGCCGGACGUCCGAGAAACUCGACCGUGUCGCCGAGCUCUACAACAAGAACAUCGAGGGCCAGAUCAUCCCGCUAACCGCGGACGUCACGGACAAGGACUCCAUCCGCAAGCUCGUCAAGGAGCUCGAGAGCAAGGAGAAGGUGCUGAACAUCCUGAUCAACAACGCCGGCGUCUCCAGCGCAACACAAGACACAGACCAGAAAACCCCCAAGGACCUGCAGAAGGCGCUCUUCGACGACCCCAGCUCCUCCAUGGAAGAGUGGGACAAGACCUACCGCACCAACGUGGUGCACUGCUUCUUCACGACGACCGCCUUCCUCCCGCUCCUGCAAAAGGGCACGGACGCCGAGCGCGCCUGGUCCUCCACCGUCAUCAACAUCUCCUCCAUCUCCGGCAUCGUCAAGGCCUCCCAGCACCACUUCCAGUAUAACGCGUCCAAGGCGGCUACCAUCCACCUGACCAAGAUGCUUGCGCACGAGAUCGCCAGCUCGGGGCUUAAGAUCCGCAUCAACAACAUCGCACCGGGUGUCUUCCCGUCUGAGAUGACGGCCAGCGAGAGCGACGACAAGCAGAAGAGUACGCUGCCCAAGGAGAAGUUCGAGGGGAAGGUCCCUGCUGGGCGACCCGGGAAGGACGAGGAUAUGGCGGCCACGGUGCUUUUUACGGCGACAAACCAGUACCUCAAUGGGCAGACUAUCGUUGUUGAUGGUGGGUAUGUGCUCUCGACUGGGUCGGUUUAA